UUACGGAAAAAGGGAAAAGGAAAAAGGAGAAAGGAAAAGAGAAAAAUGGCGCAUCGACGGUAGAAAAGAGAGGGAAUUGGCUACAGAGCAGAGCUAAGAGUGGAAGACGAUUCAUUUUCACUCACAACUCUAACAUCGCACUUCCAUUUCCACUCCCAAUUUGCAUGCUCUUUCUGUUUCUUCACAUUUCUCCGCCCUAGCCAUGGCGUCUAAGGGCAAAGGUAUUGCCAAAGAUUCCCCUUCCGGUAAACGGAAGCUUCGCGAUGACAAUACUUCCUCCGCUGCCCGCAAGAGGCGCGACCGGAACGUUCUCCAGUUCUUCGAGGAUGUCGCUCCCGAAGUCGGUGGCGAAAGCGACGACAGUGAUUUUUUUGAUGAUCUCAUGGACAUGGAGGAAAAUUUGGGGACAUUACCAACAUUUAAGAAUGAUGAUGCAAAAGCUCAAGAUAUUCCAUUCUUCCCAAAAGAAGAGGAAAUGAAUGAAGAAGAAUUUGAUAGAAUGAUGGAGGAAGUCUACAAUAGAGCACCUGGAUUAGGUGCAUUUGCAGAUGAAAAUUAUGAGAACAAAAAUUCCACUGGAAGAAACCCUCCCGCACAAUCUGCCAAGGAAACUAUCUCUUUGUGGAAGGUUAAAUGCAUGGUUGGGCGUGAGCGGCAAUCCGUUUUUUGUCUUAUGCAGAAAUUUGUUGAUUUGCACUCAUUUGGUAACAAGCUACAGAUAAAAUCUGCAUUUUGUGUGGAGCAUGUAAAAGGUUUUAUUUACGUUGAAGCUCCAAGGCAGUAUGAUUUAAUUGAGGCAUGUAAAGGCAUAACUGGAAUAUACUCUACCCGUGUAGCUUCUGUUCCUGAGAAUGACAUCUCUCAGUUGCUUACUGUUCGAAGUAGAGUUAGUGAAGUCACUGUGGGUACGAUGGCCCGUGUAAAAAAUGGAAAAUACAAGGGAGACCUUGCUCAGAUUAUUGCUGUCAACAAUGCACGUAAGAGAGCAACAGUGAAGCUGGUUCCAAGGAUUGAUCUCCAAGCUAUGGCUGAAAAAUUUGGUGGAGGAGCUGCUGCUAAGAAAACUGUCAAUCCUGCACCACGAUUGAUCAACCCUAGCGAACUUGCCGAAUUUCGACCACUUAUGCAAUUUAGACGUGACCGUGAGACUGGAAAGCUAUUUGAGUUUCUUGAUGGGAUGAUGCUCAAGGAUGGAUAUCUAUACAAAAAAAUAUCUUUAGAUUCAUUAAACUGCUGGGGAGUGAUGCCUUCUGAAGAUGAGCUCUUAAAGUUCAAGCCUUCUGAGAGCAACGAAUCCAAUGAUCUGGAGUGGCUUUCUCAACUUUAUGGUGAAAAGAAGAAGAAGAAGAAGGUUGUUACAACUGAAAAGGGGGGUGGAAAAGGAGAGGGCUCAUCAGGGUCUAGUUCCAUGAGCAGCUUUGGAGAUCAUGAUCUUGUUUGUUUUGGCCGGAAGGAUUUUGGGAUGAUAUUAGGAACAUCAGAAAAAGAUGAUAGUUACAAGAUUUUGAAGGACGGCCCUGAUGGAUCUGUUGUGGUGAAUGUGCAAAGGAAGGAGUUGAAAAGUGGGGCUUUAGAUGCCAAAUUUACUGCUGCUGAUCACAAUGGAAAGAUCAUAUCUGUUUCAGACAAUGUCAAGGUUUUGGAAGGAUCAUUGAAGGAUAAGCAAGGAAUUGUUAAGCAUGUGUACAGACACACACUGUUUGUGUAUGACGAGAACGAGGUGGACAAUGAUGGUUAUUUCUGCUGCAAAUCUAAUAUGUGUGAGAAAAUCAAGAUGUCUUACGAUGCACCUGGUGGAAAGGAGGAUGACAAGGGUUUCUCUGGUUUUGAGGAUUUCUCCUCUUCUCCCAAGUCACCUUUAUCACCUAAAAAGUCGUGGGCAGAGAAGGAGACUGGUCGUGAGUACAAUCGUGAUGACAGAGCAGAUGGAAUGUUCUCCAUUGGUCAAACCUUGAGAAUACGUGUUGGUCCUUUAAAGGGAUACCUAUGUCGUGUUAUAGCUGUACGCAAAAGAGAUGUUACAGUGAAGCUUGAUUCUCAACAAAAGGUUCUGACAGUCAGAUCUGAUUUUCUUUCUGAGGUACAGAGAAAGAGCUCUGCAGCAGCACCUCUAAGUGAGGAUCCCCUAAAACCAUUUGAUAUUCUGGGAAAUGAAGGCGGCUCCCAAGAUUGGAUUGGCGGUGGGGGGUCAUCUGCAGGUGGUGAUGGCUGGAAUUCUGCCGCGCCUUCUUCAGAAAGAAGUCCUUGGCCCAGUUUCCCUGAGUCUGGUACCUCGAAUGGUCCAGGGUCCAGUUCUACAAAUCCUUUUGGUUCUGAUGCUAUAAAUGAUGAAGAUUCUCCUUGGAUUAGCAAGUCGACUCCAGAGGCAAGCACAUCCUGGGGUGCUGCAAAAUCAAGUGUAGAUACUGCAAACGAUGGUCAAGCCUCUGGAUGGGGAAAGGGCGAUUCUAAAACUUGUUCAGAUGGCAAUGCCUCUGGUGCUUGGGGCAAAACAGUAGCACCUAGUGGACAUUCUGCAGGCUUUACAGAUUCAGAAUCUGGAGGUUGGAAAAAGAAUCAAAGUGCUAAUUUUGGUGAUGAUAAAACUCCAGCCGAAACCGCUGCUGAUAGGUGGGGCAGCAAAAGUAGAUCAAGUGGAAGCUGGGGCGAUCAAAAUGCUUCAACCACUGUCUCUGAGGUUCAGCCAGCUGGCAAAGGAAAUGCAGGUGCCUGGAAUGAAGGCACUGCCCAGGAUGAGUCAGGUGGGUGGGGUAAACCAAAGAACUUUGGGGAUGUUGGCAGUUCUGCUUGGAAUAAAUCUACUGCUGGUGAUCGAGAUGGUGAAAAUGACAGUUGGAAUAAACCAAAACCUUCUAGCCACGAUGGAAGUGUUGGGAAAAAAGAAUGGGGACAGGGUAAUGAAGCCAGUGAUAAUGGUAACAAAUGGCAGAGUUCAAGGUCUGAUGGUGGAAAAAAAUGGGGCAGUAAUGAAGCAGAACCCGAGGGUGGAAGCAGUUGGAAUACAUCCAAGUCAUCUGAUGUUGUUUCUGCUAGUUGGAAAGAUAAACCCGACUCCUCAAGUUUGACAGCUCCUAAAGGAGAUCAAUGGGCGGGAGGUUGGGAUAAGCAGCACAGUUCAAAUAAUACAAAAGCCUCUGAUGACAAUUCUCCUUGGAAUAAAAAAUCUGUUGAAAGUGGGAAAGAUGGCGAGAUUAAGAAUCAAGGCAGUGGUUGGAAUGUUGGAAAAACUUCCGGUGGAGAUUCUGCAUCCGGAUGGGGUCAGACAAGCAAGGAAGCUGGUUUGAGCGAUCAAGCAGGUAGCUGGGGUUCGAAUUGGAAAAAGAAUUCUGGUGCUGGGAAUGAAGAUUCUAGUUCGGCCAAGAAAAGCAGCUGGGGUUCUGGAGGUGGCAAUUCUAACUGGGGAGAGAAAAGCAACUGGAACUCAGGAAACGAAUUUAAUGCUACCACCGGUGGUGCUGAAGCUCAAACUGACGUUUCUAAUGAUACCUCAAGUUAUGGGAGUUGGAAGCCAGAAAGUAGUGAUAGAGGAGGGUAUCGUGGAAGAGGUGGUUUUAGAGGAAGGGGUGAAAGGGGCCGGUUUGGUGGCAGAGGCAGAUCUGAUAGAGGUGGUUUUGGCAGAGGUGGAUCAGACAGAGGAGGUUUUGGAGGCAGAGGCCGUGGGAGGUGGAACAGUGAAGGUGGUUCAAAUGAUGGUGAAAAUAAAGGAUGGAGCGCUGGUGGUGGUAAUGACAACAAGGGAUGGAGCAGUGGCGGCGGAAGUGAUAGCAAAGGAUGGAGCAGUGGCGGCGGCGGCAGUGACAUCAAAGGAUGGGGCAAUGGUGGUGGAGGCAGCGACAAUAAAGGAUGGAGCAGUGGCGGUGACGGCAGUGACAAUAAAGGAUGGAGCAGUGGCGGCAGCGGUGGUGAUAAUAAAGGAUGGAGUACUGGUGGUGAAGGUGGUGGUGACAGCAAAGGCUGGGGUAGUAGUGGUGGCGGCAGCAGCGACAAUAAAGGAUGGAGUAGUGGAAGUGGUGUAGGUGGUCAUGACAAUAAAGGAUGGGGCAGUGGUGGCGGCGGCAGCAGCGACAAUAAAGGAUGGAGUAGUGGUGGAAGUGGUGUAGCUGGUGGUGACAACAAAGGAUGGGGCAGUGGUGGCGGCGGCAGCGACAAUAAAGGGUGGAAUAGUGGUGGUGAAAGUGGUGUAGAUGGUGGUGACAACAAAGGAUGGGGCAGUGGCGGCGGCGGCAACAAUAAAGGAUGGAGUAGUGGAGGUGGAAGUGGUGGUGGUGGUGAUGGUACCGGAGAUAAAGGGUGGAGUAGCGGUGGUGGUGGCAACAACAAAGGAUGGGGUGGUGGUGGUGAGUCUGGUGACAACAAGGGGUGGAGUAGUGGUGGUAGUCGUGAAUGGGAGAAAUCUGGAUCUGAUGGAGGUGGAUUUGGUGGCAGAGGACGUGGAAGAUGGAGCAGUGGAAGUGGUUCAAAUGACGGUGACAGUGGGAGUGGGGGGUGGAGUGGUGGUGGUGGUGACAGAGAGAAAUUUGGAUCAGAGCGAGGUGGAGGUGGAUUUAGAGGUAGAGGCCGUGGAAGAUGGAACCAAGAAGGAGGUUCCUACGAUGGUGACAAUGGAGGGCGAAGAGGUGGAUAUGGAGGCCGAGGACGUGGGAGAUGGAAUCAAGAAAAUGGUUCGAAUGAAGGUGGUGACAAUGGUGGUAGAGGUGGAUUUGGAGGUCGAGGCCGUGGAAGAUGGAAUCAAGAUGAUGGUGGUUCAGGAGGAUGGAGUGGAGGAGGUGGUAGAGGCGGAUUUGGUGGCCGAGGUCGUGGAAGGAGGAAUCAAGAUGGUUCAAAUGAAAGCAAUAAUGACGAUAAACCUGCAAGCUGGAGCGCAGGUUCAGGUAAUAGUGGAGGGUGGAGCAGUAGUGGUGGUGCAGGAUCUUGGAACCAAGGUGGUGAUGAAAAGAACGAGCAGCAACAUAGUUGGAAAUCGAGCAAUGAUGGCGGUCAGGGAUCUGGUUGGAAGGAACCAAGUGGGAAUGAUCACAAUAAUUGGAAAUCAUCUGGUUCUUCUGGUGCAGGCAAUAGUUCUGGCUGGAACAAUUCAACUGCAGCCAAGGAGAUGGAAGAGAGUGGGGGUCAGAACAGCUGGAGCCAAUCGACAAAGACGGAUUCUCAAGGUGGAGGCUGGCAGAAGUCAGCAUCUAGUUGGAAUGCUGGAACUGAGAACCAGACAGCGACCAAGGAUGUGAGUUCAGGUUCUAAAGAUGGAGGUUGGGGAAAAUCUGUUGAGCCAUCAACCCUGGACAAAGAAAAAGCCAACGUAGGUGCCCAAGGAGGAGCAGCAGGUUGGGAGAAGCCUACAUCUAGUUGGAAUACAGAGCAGUCUCGGGGUGAAAAUAACAGUGGAGGAGGAGGAGGAGCUUGGGGUAAAUCCAGUUCUGCCGGCGAAGGGAAAUCAUCAUCUGGUUGGGGUAGCUGAUGAACGGUAACAUCUCAACUCACAUUUCCUCCUGGACAAACCUAAUGGAGUUUGGCUACUAAGAAAACUGUUGCAAGGACAUGUAUGAAUUAUGUUAAUAUCUUUAUAACAUUUUGAAUAUUUUGGGUAAUGCAUGCUCCGAAUGUUUUAAUCACAAACUAUUAUUCUUUGAGCAUGCUUUGAUUAACCAAGGAAGUCGUUAGGAUUCAAAUAUCUUUCUUCUUGGUUGAGAGUCUGUCUUAACCAAUUGCUUCAAUGAUAUUGUUUCUUGUUUUCCCUUUU
This is a messenger RNA of Cucumis melo (muskmelon), 5734 nucleotides long. RefSeq names its product protein RNA-directed DNA methylation 3. The transcript has 18 exons. Gene Ontology annotation, biological process: regulation of transcription by RNA polymerase II; regulation of DNA-templated transcription elongation; transcription elongation by RNA polymerase II. Gene Ontology annotation, cellular component: DSIF complex. The record is from RefSeq and is a predicted model, not a curated record. Lineage: Eukaryota; Viridiplantae; Streptophyta; Magnoliopsida; Cucurbitales; Cucurbitaceae. The coding region runs from base 203 to 5452 and encodes 1749 amino acids. Gene Ontology annotation, molecular function: mRNA binding.